Cherax quadricarinatus is the source of this 3772-nucleotide messenger RNA. Lineage: Eukaryota; Metazoa; Arthropoda; Malacostraca; Decapoda; Parastacidae. The record is from RefSeq and is a predicted model, not a curated record.
AAGUCGUGUUAUACCUCGUUGCUAAGGUGGCUGCUGCCCGACAGCCCCGUGGAGGAGUCAGGUAUCACACUCAGCAUCAUUAUCAUCUCAAAAUCGUCGAGGUUUCAUCUCAUCUCAUGGAGGAGCCGAGGGGCGGGACUAUGAUAUGUAACGAGCGCCAUGAUUGGCCAUUACCACAAGUGACAUCAUCUGAAUUUCAAUAUCUCUUUUCAAUGUGAUUUUUCUCUGACAUGCCAUUUUUACAUUAGGGUAUUGGCGCGGCAUGAGGAGAUUGUUAGAAAGCGAGCUGAUACACGCGAGCAAGCAUUCAUGUGCACUCUGUCAGAAAGUAGGCUGUCGACACACCCUUGGGCGAGCACUUAGGCUGCGGGAGCCGUGUGUUCCGACCCCGCCGACUGCGGUCUCACUGGACCGUGCCGUCCCCGCUGGUCCACCUCCCAUCAUCAUCUCCUCUCAGUGACCGCUUGGGAUUAUUGUGCGCCGCCCGCGUCCACGCGGAUAUAUUUGAAGGGCGAGUCACAAGGACAUAGAGGUUAUAUAAGAGGCGCCGAAGAGGUGGAUCUUGACCGCAAGUGACCCGCAGAGUGAGAUGAACGACUGACCGCUGAGAUUCUUGACCCCCUCCCACGUGUCUUGUGCUUCCCCUUCUGUCAGCUGAAAGAAAACGGAGUGUUCGAGUGUCUCCUGCGAGCGAUAAACUGGAACUUCAUUUGAGUUGAAACUAUAGAGCUUCUGACUCUGGGUAAACAGGGAGAACAAUAGGCGGAAUCAUCGCUGAGAACCUCUUCUCCUUCUUAAACGAUCUCUAGCCUCCUCGAGCUGUGAGAUCGAAGUCCUCACCAGCUCUCGACGUCACCCACACGCUUCACCAAUACACAGCUACGAUGUUCAACCUCUCCGAGCUGGGGUCGCUGGAGGCACCGUCGGCAGCGUCUCCUGCAACGUCGCUCACGCCUACGUCAGCGUCAAGCACCAACACCACCACUUCCAAGACCGAGGACCACGUGAAGCGUCCCAUGAACGCCUUCAUGGUGUGGUCCAGGAUCCAGAGGAGGAAGAUCGCGCUGGAGAACCCCAAAAUGCACAACUCUGAGAUCUCCAAGCGGCUGGGAGCCGAGUGGAAGCUCUUGACGGACUCAGAGAAGAGGCCCUUCAUUGACGAGGCUAAGAGACUCAGGGCACAACACAUGAGGGACUACCCUGACUACAAGUACCGCCCUCGUAGGAAGCCCAAGACCCUGAAGAAGGAUGGCUACCCCUACAGCUUCCCCUACCUGCCCACUGCUCUCGACCCCCUCAGUGCCAUGUCUCGUGGGAUGUACCACCCUCACUUCUCGCCCGCCCUCACCCACAUGACGGCGGCCAUGGGGGGUAUGGGAGCGAUGGGUGGCAUGGGCACCAUGCCCGCCCACACGCCCACGGAGUAUCAAGCCACCCUCGACUCGGAGAAGGUGCGGGCUGCCUUCCUCCCCACCUCUCUCAGUAGUCUAGGAGCCUUCCAGUCCCACGCCCUGUACACCUCCAUGGCGGCCGCCCAGCAGAACACCCACGCCCACACACCUACGCCCACCUCCCCGGACACCACGCCCACCAACACCGUCCUCUCGACACCCCUGGCGGCGCCCGUGGCCAAGUUGGCGCAGCCGGUGCAGGAAGACCGCCGUGCCAGCCCUCCUGCAUCUACUGCUUCAUCGCCGUCUUAUGUUCCACCUCCCUUUUCCGCCCUCUACUCCACCCCCAGCACCCUCGGACCAGGACACCCGCUCCUCUACCCCGCCCAGUACCCGCCCAUGACCACACCCACACAGGACCUGCGCCGGCCACUCUCCGUCCUCUUCUCCUAGACUAGCCAGCAGCCGCUAUGGUCAUGCACUUGCUGGUUCCCGUGUUGUACGGAACCUACUUCGAGGUCAGUCCUCGAAGUCUCCGGUCAGUAGAGUGCCAUCUUCAAGGACACCGGUCUGUAGCAGUUCCUCCUCGAGGUCUGCAUCGAAGUCAUCAAUUGCUAGCACAUCUUCCUUCAAAGUCACCCAUCAGCGGCAGAUCUUCCUUCGAUGUCAGGAAUCAGUAGCAGGUCUUUGUCGAGGUCAGCCAGCUGGCUAUCCUUCAUAUCAAAUCGACUUCAAUGUUUCAUGACAUCGUCGAGGUUACCCAUUAGAGGCAGCUGCUCCUUCGAGGUUGCCAGUCGUUCUCGUAGAUCACACUUGAUGUCACCACCCAGGUCACCCUCAGCUUACCAUUAACCCACAGGUACUCCUUUCGAGAUGACCACUUCGAUUACAAUCAAAAGUCUUCAAGCAGCUGGUCAUAGUCUAAGACAACAAGUAUUUAACACUUACCAGCAGAAACCUUGAAAUUCAAUCUUCAAAGAAAAGCAUCCCAAAUCUAAGACAACCAAGUGUAAAUUGUAAAUGUUUUGCUUAAUUUUUUUGAGCAGUAGCAUUGUGCAAGCCAUGCAAGUGUGUUUUAAGUGUAUAUUUUCGGUGUUUAGAAGGUCGGUAAAUGUGUAUGUAAACAAAACAGCCUCGUGAGUCGCAAAACAGCGAGAGCUUCAGAGACCGCCUCAAAAAAUAUAAUGUAUAUAUUUAAAUUCUGUAAAUACGGAAGUGAGGUCAGCGUGUGUUCCAUAAGUUUAAUUUCCCAAGUGAGUGCUUCCGGUUCAUGUAAAUUGACCAGGCAAUCGUUUCCAGGUUACCCGAUUUAUUCAGUGUUUCAGGUUGCAUGCAAAUGACUUGUUUCAGUGUACGUUUACCGUAGUGUUCGUACACUGGGAUCACUAUACUUUGCUUCAAGCAACGUAUAGUCAUCUCGUGAGGGCCUCAGGUCAAAUAAGUUGACCUGUUGAGUUCUUCAGGUCACAUGUAUACCACGACGAACGUUCAAAGCCACACGUAUUACCUGAUAAGUGUUUUAAGGUUAUAUGUGAUCACCUAAUUACUGCUCUAUAUCACAUAAAUCAGUAGAGCUGGUGAUCGCCUCAAAGGACACGUACUAACUAAUGUGUAACCGUUCAGCACCAAUUCGCAGGACCAAAGAUGAACUUGCCAGUCGACCUUACAGUGAGCAUAAGACACCUACCCGGUACCUGAAGUUCGGACACCUUGGAAAAAAAAAAUUAGCUCGUCCUACUGGUUAUAAAAAUGGAGAAAAAGAACUUGUCACAAGUAGAGCAAACUUCUUACCCGUGGUAACUCAGGGUUUCAUAGCUAUAAUAGCCGGCCACGAUUCCUGUACCUGGAACUCGCUGGAUAGGGCUCGAUAUAGCGUGAACCCUCAGUUGCCCUAGAAACCUCAAAUAAGAAGAACGCAAUUGGAUCAAGUUCGUCUAAGGGCUAACACAGUCUGAGCUAUCGUAGCCCUUAAAGAAGCAACAAAAAAUAUUAGUUCAUGUACAAGUGACGUUAAAUUCUAACACCUGUAAAGAGGAGUGCUCUACCACCACUUUACAUUCAUAUACUAUUUUAUACUUCAUUGAAAUACGAAAUACUAAAAAAAAUCGAUGUUGUGUUGCUAUGUUUUUAUGUAAAUAAAUGAAAAUUAGUGUAGAGUGACUGGUAUCUUAAGCUUACUGUAGCUGUGGCGUCACGCAUUAAUGGCUUUAAAAAUAAAGUUUUUGUGAGAUUUUCUGGUUAAAGAUGUAUGUUUGGGUGUAUUAGUGACUGGAAGUGUUUGCAUGAGUACUGCGGAGUAUAUGUGUACUGGGGGUUACACUGGGAUGUGUGUAUGCAUAUGCAAAGGUAUGUGAAUGUGAUAUACUAGCGUGUAAGUAGAA